CAGGUUUGUUACAUGAAAAAUAUUUACUGCAGCCAUUUAGUUAACUUAUAAGACUCAUUUGUAUAUAGUACAGUAGUUUGUAGUACAUUAAAAUACAAUGAUUGGAACAGGGAACAGAUGCCACCUACAAGACCAUAAAGAUUACUUAGAGUUGUCUAUACUUUGAAGUUAAUUUAUAAAACAUAAUAUUGUUUUUUAUAUCCAUCUCUCAACAUAAACAUCACAGGUUGAGCGGUCAGAUCAAAUGACCCACAGGUUGGCUGGUGUGAUUCCAGCUCCCACAGGUGAAUGCUGUUGUUGUGUCCUUGGGCAAGACACUUAGCCCACCUUGCCCACAGUGUCUGCGUACACUGGUGUGUGAAUGGGUGAGUGGUUCCUUGUUGUAAAGCGCUUUGAGUGCCUUGAAGGUGGAAAAGCGCUAUAGAAAAAUGUGACCAUUUACCAUAAAGUUAGCAUAGUUGAUUCAUAUCUCAAUAAUACAUAUUCUGAAACCGGUUUAGAUUAAAGAGAUUUAUCUGGAACUGUUCCAGUAAAAAACAUGCCCAAAAUUACAAUGGUAUAUUUGCCAAAUUUGCUUGUAUUAAUCUAAGUGAAUUUCAGAAUGAAUAAAGUUCUAACUUUACCACUUCCCGAAAAGAUAGAACCACACAUUUUAAAGCCAGUUCUCUAUCUGCAUUACAAUGUUGUGCCUCCUGUAAGGGGAUGGGAUUGGUGAGCACUGCCUUCCCCCCUGACGCCCUCCAGAAACUGCGCCAUGGAAACCUGGGGAUCUGCCACACACGGUACUCAACGACUGGGAUCUCAGAGCUGCAGAACUGUCAGCCAUUUGUGGUGGACACACUGCAUGGCAAAAUUGCUGUGGCUCACAAUGGAGAGCUGGUGAACGCACAGGCACUUAGGAAGAAGGUGAUGCGUCAUGGUGUGGGCCUGUCCACAAGUUCAGACAGUGAACUAAUCACACAGCUGCUGGCCCUCACUCCACCCAUGGAGGAGCUGGACAACCCAGACUGGGUUGCCAGAAUUAAAAACCUUAUGACAGAGACUCCUACAUCCUACUCACUGUUAAUGAUGUUCAAAGAUGUUAUCUAUGCUGUGAGAGACCCGUAUGGGAAUCGGCCCCUCUGCAUCGGGCGAGUGGUCCCCAUCUCAAAACUGCACAGUUCAGGAGUAGAGGAGGAGGACACCGAAGGAUGGGUCGUGUCUUCAGAGUCUUGCAGCUUUCAGUCCAUUGGCGCCAGGUACUACAGAGAAGUGUUGCCAGGAGAAAUUAUACAAAUCUCUAAACAUGGAGUCAAGUCUCUGACCAUUGUCCCUCGUCCAGAAGGAGACCUCCCCGCCUUCUGUAUAUUUGAAUAUGUUUACUUCGCCAGACCAGACUCAAUAUUUGAGGGUCAGAUGGUGUAUACUGUGAGGCAGCGCUGUGGUCGGCAGUUGGCCAUUGAAGCCCCUACAAAUGCAGAUGUGGUCAGCACUGUCCCUGAAUCUGCUACCCCUGCUGCCCUGGGAUAUGCACAACAGUCUGGUUUGCCAUACAUAGAGGUUUUGUGCAAGAACCGCUACGUUGGCAGGACGUUUAUUCAACCAAACACCAGACUGAGGCAGCUGGGAGUGGCCAAAAAGUUCGGAGCACUGACUGAUAACUUUGCUGGAAAGCGGGUUGUGCUCAUUGAUGACUCCAUUGUGAGAGGGAACACCAUCUCACCCAUUAUAAAACUGUUGAAGGAGGCUGGUGCAACCGAGGUCCACAUCAGAGUAGCCUCGCCACCUAUCAGGUACCCUUGUUACAUGGGUAUCAAUAUUCCCACCAAAGAGGAGUUGAUUGCCAACAAGCCAGAGUUUCAGGACAUUGCUGGAUAUAUUGGUGCUGACAGUGUUCAGUAUUUGACAGUGGAGGGCCUAAUUUUGGCUGUGCAGGAGGGAAUUGCCUCCAAAGACAAAGAUGAAAUGAUCAAUAAGUCCAGAGGCAGAGUGGGCCACUGUACUGCUUGCCUCACUGGGAAAUAUCCAGUGGAGCUGGAGUGGUAGCAGCACCAAAAACAAGACAUUUCAGCAAACAUUUACAAACAAAAAUAUAAGCAGGCAUGCUUUUCAGGUUGCACAAUAUGUGAAAAAUAAGUGUGAGCACUGUGCUGCCAAUGUUUGUUGAAUAUUGCAAUAUUUUCAUAAUAGUAAAUGUUAAAUCAGUGUUUCAAGAGUCUAAAGAAGCAUUACUCCAGAGGCAAGUGUGACUAAAGGUGACAUCCUUCAGACUGUAAAAUAUUCAGUUUUACUUAUUAUGCAACUGUCUUCCCAUCUAUCACAAUUUGGUCAAUAUCUUAAGAUCAGUUUGUGCAGACCUUGUUUUUUUGUUUGACAUUCAAUAGUUCAGCUUUAUCUGCAUACUUACAUGUUCAUACUUUUUGUAACUAAAAUGUCUUUUUUUAGGGUUAGGCUUUUUUUCCAGCAACCCUAAGCCUGCGGGUGUAUUUUACUUUAUCCCUUUACUUUACUCUAUACAUAAUAGAAUGCAAACAAGACUGAAAUCUAAAUAUAAUUUAUAUACUGUUUCCUCAAAUUUACUUUUUGUAAAACCAUAGAGGAUCGUAAAUGAAAAAUUAAAAAUGCAAAUUAUCAACAUUCAUUUUUUUUCUAUCCAAGGACCCUAUUGCAAAAUAAAAUACUGACGCAUUAUGGCAUUUGUAGAUUUUAUUAAUAAAAACUUUUUUGAUAAACAAGUCAAAA
Boleophthalmus pectinirostris (great blue-spotted mudskipper) is the source of this 2721-nucleotide messenger RNA. RefSeq names its product phosphoribosyl pyrophosphate amidotransferase (gene ppat). Lineage: Eukaryota; Metazoa; Chordata; Actinopteri; Gobiiformes; Gobiidae. The record is from RefSeq and is a predicted model, not a curated record. Bases 703 to 2025 code for a protein of 440 amino acids. The transcript is spliced from 9 exons. Gene Ontology annotation, biological process: purine nucleotide biosynthetic process; purine nucleobase biosynthetic process. Gene Ontology annotation, molecular function: amidophosphoribosyltransferase activity.